CGUCAACUCAGCAGAGAAGAUGGAAGAAGUUCUAGCGUCUUGACCAGAUGAAGAAAAAAAGAAAAGACAUCAGAGAAGACGUCUCCUGACUUCUGGAUCUGUAGAGAACAUUUCAUUUGUGGUAGAGAAUUAUCAUUUGAGGGAUGAGUUUAAGUGCAACUGAGAGUUGUGGAAAGAACUUACAGUACCGAGUAGAUCAUCUUCUCAGUGCAGUGGAAAAUGAACUUCAAGCUGGCAGUGAGAAGGGGGACCCCACAGAAAGAGAGCUCAAAGUUUCUCUGGAGGACCAAGAGCUUUGGUUGAGGUUCAAGGAGCUUACCAACGAGAUGAUUGUCACCAAAAAUGGAAGACGAAUGUUUCCUGUGCUUAAAGUGAAUGUGUCUGGACUAGACCCGAAUGCUAUGUACACAUUCCUGCUGGACUUUGUGUCAGCAGAUAACCACCGGUGGAAGUAUGUAAAUGGAGAAUGGGUUCCAGGAGGGAAGCCUGAACCACAAGCUCCAAGCUGUGUCUACAUUCACCCAGAUUCCCCAAACUUUGGAGCCCACUGGAUGAAAGAUCCUGUUUCUUUCAGUAAAGUUAAACUCACCAAUAAAAUGAAUGGAGGUGGCCAGAUUAUGCUAAACUCAUUACACAAAUAUGAACCCAGAAUUCACAUAGUAAGAGUUGGCGGACCACAGAGAAUGAUCACCAGCCACUCCUUUCCAGAGACACAAUUCAUUGCUGUGACUGCAUACCAGAAUGAAGAGAUUACUGCUCUUAAAAUAAAGCACAAUCCCUUUGCCAAGGCUUUUCUGGAUGCCAAAGAGAGAAGUGACCACAAGGAACUUCUGGAGGAAGCCAUAGAUGGUCAACAGGCUUACUCACAAAUAGGUAGCUGGCUCAUUACUGGCACUGGAUCCUUAUGCUCUCCUGCAAAUGCUCAUUCUCAAUUUGGAAGCCCCAUAUCCCUGUCCUCUCCUCAUGGCUGUGAUCGAUACACCUCUCUGCGGAAUCAUCGGACAGCUCCAUAUCCAAACCCUUACUCUCACAGAAACAAUUCCCCAACAACUAUUCAAGACAACUCAUCUUCUUGCAUGUCUAUGCUCCAGUCUCAUGACAACUGGUCUAGUCUACAAAUGCCUACUCAUACAGGAAUGAUUCACACCACAGGAACCUUAAAUGCUUCCAGUCAGUAUCCAAAUUUGUGGUCCGUGAGCAACAGCACCAUCACUCCUGUUUCUCAAUCUGGAGGAAUUUCUAAUGGAUUAGGUUCACAGUAUUUACGAGGGUCUACAUCUCACUACUCACCUCUUUCCCAUGGAGUGCCUUCACCAUCCUCAGGAUCGCCCUUGUAUGAUCAUGGAACAACAGAUAUUGCAGAUAAUCAAUAUGAAGUCACAAAUCAUUGUAGGUUAUCAACACCAUGGACACCAGUUCCAUCAACUUCAAUGUAAAGUAAAACCUUAUAUGACUUGUAUUCAGACAUGGUUCUUGAAGUCCAUUGGAUGACUUGGGGUACUAAGGCCCUGUAUUCAUAUUGUACACAGUGAUAUGUGUGGAGAAUGAAAAUAUUGAUUUCUCAAUGAGGACAUCUAAAUCUACUGUACACAGACUGAAACCAAUGUGAUUUUCUUUUUUUGUCAAGGCAUACAUGUUAAUUUAGUAUUUCUAUUACUGCUUCGUAGUAUUUGACAAUACUACAUAUUGCUUUACAGAACCAGAGAAAAUCAGUCAUGUACCCAAACAUAUUUAUUAUCUGAAGUGAGAUAGUUUUUAUAGUUUUUUCAUUACUAUCUUGAAAAAUAUCUCCAAAUACUCCAACUAUUUAUUGAACAAAUGUAAAUUGUAGUUAGAAAUGUCUUUUUGAAG
This is a messenger RNA of Hyla sarda, 1851 nucleotides long. It is a transcript of the gene TBXT, whose product is annotated as T-box transcription factor T. The record is from RefSeq and is a predicted model, not a curated record. Gene Ontology annotation, cellular component: nucleus. Gene Ontology annotation, molecular function: RNA polymerase II cis-regulatory region sequence-specific DNA binding; DNA-binding transcription factor activity, RNA polymerase II-specific. Lineage: Eukaryota; Metazoa; Chordata; Amphibia; Anura; Hylidae. Gene Ontology annotation, biological process: positive regulation of DNA-templated transcription; somitogenesis; mesoderm formation. Bases 144 to 1436 code for a protein of 430 amino acids. The transcript is spliced from 9 exons.